Acanthamoeba castellanii str. Neff is the source of this 1014-nucleotide messenger RNA. Its product is annotated as CBS domain containing protein. The coding region runs from base 1 to 1014 and encodes 337 amino acids. NCBI's taxonomy places the organism in Eukaryota, Discosea, Longamoebia, Acanthamoebidae. The transcript is spliced from 8 exons. The record is from RefSeq and is a predicted model, not a curated record.
AUGAGCGAAGGACACAAGCCAGAGAAGGUUGUGGAUGAGAGGGAGGCUGAAUCCGAGGAGGGAGAAGAGGAAGUGGAGGUGAAGAGCACGGAUUCGGAGGAGGAUGUGUGGGUGAAGCGGUUGAGGGAACAGUUGGCAGAUUUCCAACCGCUCACGCCUCCCGGCAGCCCUCUGGCCACGGCCAAGGUGGGCCUGCGGCUGCGCGCCCUCAUCGCGCGCACCACUGUCCGCGACGUCGUUUCCUUCCACGCGCGCCUCAUCGUGCUCGAAGCCCACGACUCUGUUGACCACUGCCUCAUGACGCUCCAGGAUAACGGCAUCACUGCGGUGCCCAUCCUGGAUCUCGAAAAUAGGAAGUACCUGGGCAUGGUGUCCGCCUUGGAUUUGGCUGCCUACGUGGCGAGCCUGUUCCCCGCCACCGAGGCGCUCCCCGAGCAGCUUCCCAACAUUGAACUCAAGAGCAUCGUCAACUUUAGCAAGAUGAGCCCGUUCCUGCCCCAGUCGCUGGACACAUCGCUGCCGGCGCUGAUGCAGAUCUUUUCGAGCGGUGUGCACCGUCUGCCGCUGCAGGACGACAAGGGCAACGUCUGCGGUUUGGUGAGCCAGACCGACGUGCUCCGCUUCUUCGUGGCCCACCUCAACGAGCUGCUCGGCACCGAUCUCCGGGGCUCGAACUCGCUUCCCACGAUCGAUGCACUCGGCCUCACCAAGAGCAAACGUCAGAUCGAGAAGAUCUCGACCGAGGACAGCGUGUCGCAGGUGAUCGACCACCUCUACAAGGUGAGCGCUCUCGCCCUCGUCGAUGCCGAUGGCAAGCUCGUGGGAGACCUGUCUGCCGACAGUCUGCGCACGCUGUCUGACUACCUCCAAUUCGGUCCCAACGCGCUGUUCGACGAGGUGAUCGGCUCGAUCCUCGACGCCGGGAAGCACCGCGCUUGGGUGGUGGAUGCUGAGGGGAGACCCCAGGCGAUGAUCACCCUGACCGACAUCAUCCGCAAGCUGCUCGCUCUCUGA